Messenger RNA from Photinus pyralis (common eastern firefly), 2127 nucleotides. RefSeq lists its product as uncharacterized. NCBI's taxonomy places the organism in Eukaryota, Metazoa, Arthropoda, Insecta, Coleoptera, Lampyridae. The transcript is spliced from 4 exons. The coding region runs from base 1 to 2127 and encodes 708 amino acids. The record is from RefSeq and is a predicted model, not a curated record.
AUGGCGGAUGCGUUAAUUAAAGAAAUUCACCACGAGCUUAGCAAGAACAUCAGUCAAGAUACCGGUAACAACGUCAGAAGUUACUCUAAUGUCACUAAAAGUAAAUCGAAAGUGAAGGACACCAUCUCGAAUAAGGAACAAGUGCGAAAUGAUAGUUUGAAAAAUACUACGGAAAUUCCGUCAAAUCUGUCAAAGGUUAACGAUAAAGUUCAAAUCGAGUCAUUGAAUAAAAUUAUUCAUAUAAAUAAUGAUAUCGCGUCAGACAAUCCUUCCCCCGGUGAAGAUGGUCAAGAAUGGCAAACUCAAAAACAGAGACGGCGUCGUGCAACUCCUUUAACUACUGGUUCUUCUGCCAGUGGAGAUUCUCUAAAAGGUGUUGUCAAACGGUUAAAUUAUCAUGUUGCAAGAUUACACCCGGAUACCAACAUAGAUACCCUUAAAAAUCACUUAAUCACUAAGCAGAUACCUGAUGUUAUAAUUGAGCAAUUAAAAUCUAAACAUCCGGAUCUAUAUUCUUCUUUUAAGGUGUCAAUUCCACCCGAGCUACAGGAGAAACUUUUGUCACCAACUACUUGGCCUAUGGGCUGUUUGCGCAACAAGUUUAAUUUGUUGGAAGCGUUUCUGCAAGAUACUGACAUUCAAAUAGUUGGCAUCAGUGAACAUUGGCUAUCAGGACGUGAAUUAACAAACGGGUUAAGUCUUGGUGACUGGAAAAUGUCGUCUGCAUUUAGUAGAUCACUUAAAAUCCAUGGUGGUGUUUUGAUUUUAACAAAAUCACUUACGUGCGAUCCAGUUGUCGAAGUUAAUAACAUGGCAAUAGAAGUGCAUUGUGAAGUAACUGCUGUUUUGUGCAGAGACUAUAAUCUCGUGGUCACAGUAGUCUACAGAUCACCUUCUGGUGACUUUAGUAAGUUUUUAGAAAAUCUGGAAGGUGUUUUAGUACAGUUAAGUGAUUUUAAGGAUGUAAUUCUUUGUGGUGAUUUUAAUGUUUAUUUUAACACUUGCAAUGCUCAGGCAACUAAACUAUGCAAUCUACUCUCUUCUUUUGGUUACGUGAAGACUAUUCAAGGUGCCACAAGAAAACACAACUGCAUUGAUAAUAUAUUUAUCAAUUUUUCUAUUGACAAUUUCAUUACUAGUACCAUAGACACUAACUUAUCUGAUCAUUUGGGCCAAAGCAUCACAGUUUUACCUGAAGCAGUGUCACUUAGUUCGCGAUGUCUACAAUUUCGGCCUAUUACCAGUAAAGGGCGCCUCGCACUGUUUAAUAUGCUAACCAACUGUACUUUUAAUUAUUUGAAUGAUACGAAACUAGACAUAAACACGAAAUUCGAUUUAUUUUUUAACAAUGUUUAUGAUGCUUUUAAAAUCGCAUUUCCUGAAAAAACAGUAAAUCUUACAAAAACUAAAAGUAACACUUGUGUUAAAUGGUUUACCGGCGAACUUCGAACCAUGAGGAAUAACUACCAAUUGAUUCACGAGUUACAUCGUAAAUAUGGUACAAUAAACUUAUUAGUUGUAAAACGUAGAUUGUACUCUGCGUAUAAAAAAGCAAUCAAGAAUGCAAAAAUCGCGGCCAAUAACGAUGCAAUUAAAACAUCAUCUAAUCCGAUUGGAACAAUGUGGAAUAUUGUAAAUUUCCACAGGUAUUCACAAAAACGUGUCUGCUCUAGUUUAUCUGCUAAUGAUUUUAAUGUGCAUUUUGCAAACCACUCUGUAAAUAUUGUAAAAGAUAUCCCUUGUAACAAUGUAGAUCCUAUUGCUAUUUGUUCGGCUAAGGUUCCUGCAGAUCUAAGGUUUAGUUUUAAUUUAGUAUCUCCUAGUGAAGUAAGAAAUCUCAUAACUUCUAUAAAAAACAGUAAUUCAAAAGAUAUCUUUGGGUUAAGUGCUGAUCUUAUCAAGUCUAACGUGAGUUUGUACACCCUACCACUUGUGAAACUUAUAAAUUACUCCUUUGAGGCAGGGGUGUUCCCGGAUUUAUUAAAAAUAGCAGCUGUAGUGCCGAUUCAUAAAAAAGGAGAUGUUAAUGACGUUGUUAACUAUAGACCAGUAUCUAUCUUACCUGUAUUUUCGAAAAUAUUUGAAAAGGCUAUAUUUAAACAAAUAAACUGGAAGAAGCACCACUGA